AUGAUCCGCGAGGCGGUCUUGCAUAUCGUGACGAUUUUUUUUGUCUUAAGAAAGUCGACAAUAGCUUUUCCUUGGACCGAUGCCCAGGUUCCACGGAAGACUGGAGCCGUUUCGCCCCCCCCCUAUGCCUCUCAGAGUGUAAAAAGGGAUGUUUUGACAGCACGGCCGCUCCGGGCUAGCAACAAGCCUGACCUCGACAAAUACAUAUUCGGAGGCCAGCAAUUCGGUAGUAAUCGUGAACGAUUAAAAUCUUCGAAAUCGUCCAGUUUAAAUGUACUCGUAAACGUUGAUGAAGAGCGGAUAGUGUUGUUUACUUCCAGGAACAAAUUGUUACUGCCCUUUUAA
This is a messenger RNA of Phytophthora infestans T30-4, 345 nucleotides long. RefSeq names its product secreted RxLR effector peptide protein, putative. The transcript has a single exon. The record is from RefSeq and is a predicted model, not a curated record. The coding region runs from base 1 to 345 and encodes 114 amino acids. Lineage: Eukaryota; Oomycota; Peronosporomycetes; Peronosporales; Peronosporaceae.